AUGACCAUACUGAACCUUUCUAUGGAAGAUCAUUAUUUCCUUGUACUUAUCGUUGUUGCUUUGUUUUCUUUAGCAUAUGUUGUCUCCAAAAAGGCUUGGAAAAGGGUUCCCGGCGAUGCAUGUCUGGGGGAAUCUGCUCAAAUCCCUGGCCGGCUCGGACUACCUUUCAUAGGUGAAACUUUUUCUUUUCUUUCUGCAAGUAACAGUAACAAAGGGUGCUACGAGUUCGUAAGGCUAAGGAGAUUACUGUACGGGAAGUGCUUCAAGACUAGAAUAUUUGGAAAGAUCCAUGUGUUUAUUCCAAGUACAAAGGGUGCAAGACAUAUAUUCACCAAUGAUUUUCUAGAAUUCAACAAAGGAUAUGUCAAAUCAAUGGCUGAUGCUGUUGGACAGAAGAGCUUGCUCUGUGUACCGCAUGAUAGCCAUAAAAGGAUUAGGCGUCUCCUCUCAGAUCCUUUCUCCUUGCCUUCUUUAUGUAAGUUUGUUCACAAAUUUGAUCAAAUGCUUACACAAAAGUUGAAGAAACUAGAACAAACUGGCAAAAGUUUUAAGGUGCUUCACUUCAGCAUGCAGAUGACAUUUGAUGCCAUGUGCAAUAUGCUAAUGAGUGUCACAGACGACUUCUUGCUAAGACAUAUAGAAAAAGAUUGCAAUGCUGUUUCAGAUGCCAUGUUAUCUUUCCCUCUCAUGAUUCCUGGGACUAGGUAUUACAAAGGCAUUAAGGCACGCCAAAGACUGAUGAAAACCAUGAGAGGGAUAAUUGCUGAUAGACGAAGUGGAAGGGAGACUUGUGAUGAUUUCCUACAGUCUAUGUUAGGAAGAGAUUCUUACCCAUCCAGUGAAAAGCUCGACGACGAAGAGAUUAUGGAUAACAUAUUAACAUUGAUAAUUGCAGGGCAGACCACCACUGCAGCUGCUAUGAUGUGGAGUGUCAAGUUCUUGGAUGAGAACAGAGAAGCACAGGACAAGCUAAGGGAAGAACAAUUAUUGAUAGCAAAAAAUAAGCAAUUUGCAGGUUUACUUAGCCUUGAAGACCUUCACAAGAUGUCUUAUGGUUCAAAGGUUGUCAAGGAAACAUUAAGACUAUCAAAUGUCCUGUUAUGGUUUCCAAGAGUUGCAGAACAUGAUUGCAUAAUUGAUGGCAAGUAAUUUCCUCUAAAAUUGCUUCUUGCAGCCAAAUAUCUUAUUAAUUGUCUAACAAAAAAUGAUUUUAAAUCAUAUGAAAUGAAAUUUCUUAUUAAUUAAUUACCUUUUCUUCUCAUUUUUUACUUAGGUUUUGAGAUAAAGAAGGGAUGGCAUGUAAAUAUUGAUGCAACCUGUAUACAUUAUGAUCCAGAUUCCUAUGUGAAUCCUAUGCAAUUCACCCCUUCAAGAUUCGAUGAAAUGCAAAAGCCAUAUAGUUACAUACCUUUUGGAUCAGGACCCAGAGCUUGUCUAGGAAUGAACAUGGCCAAAGUGACAAUGUUGGUAUUUCUACACCGGUUAACUAGUGGAUACGAAUGGACAAUACACGAUCUGGAUCCCAGUCUAGAAAAGAGGGCACACAUUCCUAGACUUAGGAGUGGUUGUCCCGUAACAUUAAAGGCCUUAAAUUCUACUACCUCUGUUCCAUAA
Jatropha curcas is the source of this 1614-nucleotide messenger RNA. The record is from RefSeq and is a predicted model, not a curated record. NCBI's taxonomy places the organism in Eukaryota, Viridiplantae, Streptophyta, Magnoliopsida, Malpighiales, Euphorbiaceae.